This is a messenger RNA of Gloeophyllum trabeum ATCC 11539, 2853 nucleotides long. RefSeq lists its product as uncharacterized. The record is from RefSeq and is a predicted model, not a curated record. The annotation marks the transcript as partial. Gene Ontology annotation, biological process: siRNA processing. Gene Ontology annotation, molecular function: RNA-directed RNA polymerase activity. The transcript has 9 exons. Gene Ontology annotation, cellular component: nuclear RNA-directed RNA polymerase complex. Lineage: Eukaryota; Fungi; Basidiomycota; Agaricomycetes; Gloeophyllales; Gloeophyllaceae.
GUCAUCGCGCACGCAGCUACUCUUCAGCCCCAGCUCGAGAAGCUUGCGUGGGGCGUUCAAUAUGAGAUCGCUCGGGGCGUGACCUGCGGCCAGUGGAAGUGGGAGGAUCUGACUACCGACAAGCUGGGGCAGCUGAAAGGGUCGAACGCGGAAGCUGCAUACAAAGUGAUCCCUGUUAUGAGAGGGCUGCCGGUCCCUGACAUGAAGUCCUCGAAGCUCACGAUAUGGCGCGAGAUGGACAGAGAGCAGGCUGCAAUUCUGGAGAACCGCGGCCGGGGCCUCGGACUGAUGGGUGACUGGGACGAUCAGUCCAAUUGGUACGGCGGUAAGAUCCAGCAGGUCGUCCGCCUGAGUAAGGUGGAGGGAUCGAAAACCCCGGAGUACAAGAUUUCCCUCGACAAGCUCGAAAUGCGCCGCUCCAACCGUUUCGCGCGCUUCCUGGGCUCGCGGCGCUUGCUUGCGUUGCACGUGCCGGAUAAGCUGCUGAGGGAGGAGGGGGACGACAUUCGUGCGUUUCUCCGCUCUAAGUUCGUCCUACUAGGCCGCACCUUCGUCACUUUACAUGCAAAGGAUGGGAAGAUAUACAUGGUCGAAAUUUCGGAAGACUAUGAACGUCGGCCUAACACUCAGCAGGGCGAUAAUAAUCGACUGUCGCUGGAAGAAAUCAUCAGGUGGUACAAUCCCCUAGACCGGAAUCCCAAGCAGCCGAUCAGUAAGUGGACUACUCGGUUUGCUCUGGGAUUCUCGACAUCCGUUCCAGUGCUACAGUUCGAACCCCAGCACAUCAUCUUCAUUCGUGAUCGCUUUGCAGAGGGUUUUACAAAGGAAACUGCAGACGCUGAGCACACCAUGACCGAUGGCUGCGGCUUCGUGAGCGCUUCGGUACUACUGGAUAUUAAGAAUCGCAUGGGAUACAGCAAUCCCCCUACAGCGGUGCAGGGACGUAUCGCUGGGUCUAAGGGACUCUGGAUUGCACACCCGGAUCCCCUGUAUCGAGACCCGAACGGUCCCCGGAUUAUCUGGGUCCGAGACUCCCAGAAAAAGAUUGUGCUUCCAGAUUUCUCCAAUGUUCACCGAGCGCACCUGAUAUUUGACCUCGUCUGUCCUAACCGAUUUCUCCAUCCUGCGCGACUGUCCAUGCAGACGGUGCUCAAUCUGUCUCAUAACGGAGUACCGACUGAGGUCUUCGCCACAGCAAUGGCCGAUAGUCUACGGGAGGAAGUGGCGAAACUCACCAAAUGGGAUGGACCGAACGCGAUAAUGCUAUUGAUCGAUGCUAUCGAUAAAGCUGGCCGCGUUUCUGGUACCAAACUACAAAGGCUAGCGGGGGGCAUGAGCCGUGCACUUGGAUUUAGUGGUAGGGAACGCCGGGAGGACGUAGAGGAAGAGAACCCUUUCAAUACGUUUGACGACGACGGGGAUGAUACGUUCGAUGCUGAGUUUGGCUUUGACCCCCAAUCCGCUCCGGUUAGCGUGCACGAGAGCGCAGUUGAGUUACUGAAGGCAGGAUUCCAUCCCUUGAAGUUGCAGCUGCUAUGGGACAAAGUGAAGGAUAUCUUGAUUCGAAAGAUUGAGAGUGAGAUGCUUGGUUACCACAUUAACAUUGCUCAAUCAGUGGAAGUGUUCGUUGUUCCUGACCCUUUCCAUAUUCUGAAGGAAGGAGAAGUCUAUAUGCGAUCAAAUCAGGGUUUCGAGGGGAUGUUCACUGACACACUGGAAGGUCCCGUUCUGCUGAGCAGGAACCCUACGAGGGUGCCUUCAGACGUGCAAAAAGUCACUGCUGUGCGAUGCCCGCAGCUCGCUGAUUACAGCAACCUUCUUGUGGUCUCGUGCAAGGGGAAGCGCUCACUGGCCAGCUAUCUCGCAGGCGGAGGUACGGGAUACACUGUCAUGGUCGUAUGGGACCAGAAUUUUGUGCGGCCCUUCUGCAACGCGGACCUGGUGGUGCCCGAAGAGAACUUCAUCUCAGAGAAUUUCCAUCGAGAUAUUGAGAAAGUGCCUGACUUCCUUAAUCGCAUUGCGAGGCAGCGUCGUUCACAAUGCCAUAGCGAAUUGCUAAGAGUUCUGCUACAAGGCAUGGCAGACAGGAAGGUCGGAAUAUAUUCCAUGUAUCAUGACAUUACAGUGCACACCUACGGCCUCGCGGACGCGAGGACGGUACGCUUGGCGCAUAUGUUCACUCACCUCCUUGACUCGGAUAAGACUGGGCUACGGCCCAAAGAGGAGGUUGUGAAGGCCGAUCGCAGGCAAUUCGGCGCAGCUGAGCUCGGACCUUGCGUACUUUGCCAACUGAUGGACGCUGGCAAAGAGGAGAAGGAGCAACUCCUUAUCAAGUACAAUCAGCACAAAGACAAGCUGAGUGAACGCGAUGAGGACGUCAUCGGGCCAUGGGACGAUGCCAACCGACGUGCAGCAUCCAACGCACCAGGAGCGGAGGUCUUAAAGUCGGAUAUGGCCAUCGUGCGGGCGCAUGUUGACCGCGCACUCGAAGCUUGGAGAAACGUUUCUUGGAAUGACUUCGCAAAAUCGCCCAUUAAAAGCCUCGGGAAACGAUCCAAGGGCGGAGGCACCACCAAGAAGUCCCGGCAGGAGACCGUGGAUGGGAUUGCGGCUCAAUUCCAUGAGGCUCCUGCCGGGAUUUCGAUAGUGACGAGUGCGAACGAAGUAAGGCGGUGGAAAGUCGGUUAUGCUAUGAAACAGAAUCCGAAGUUCGCCUUUGCUGUUGCUUUCUGGGACGUCUGUGGCAUCAAGGCCGAGGCUAAAGGACGAUCAACUGCUACAGCUGCCAUAGCGAGCCUCAGCAAUAUCCCACCUUCUGUACUCAAAGUUCUCCAGCCCGCAGAGGACCCUUGA